AUGAGGAUGCGCGUCUGCGUCCAGGAUGCUGCUGGCACUUUUGACCCACUUUCCGGUUUGGCCGACAGCCUGACAGCCAGGCUCAGAAAAGGGGUGGGCCACGCCGUUUCCCGCGUGGCGUGGCAGCGCGGCGCGGCCUCGUGCUGCUCGAUGGGGCGGCCACACCCGUACCUUGAGCGCCUGCCAUACCUGCCUGGCCAGUGCUGGACGGUGCCAUGCCCGUACGGCGGCGGGCGGUGUCUCCCGCGUGCGACGUCCAACCAGCGCUUCGUCAUCAAUGUUGGGCACCAAACGCUUGAGCUGACGUAUCCUUUGCUCGCAGCGAGCAUGGCUGCCGGAUCGGCGCCGGAAUCAAUCUGGUGGCAGUUUGAUGCGCUGCCCCUCACCCGCGAGCUGCUCGCACUCGCCUUUCCGAGCACGCGGCUUCACUUUGGACCAGCCGACGGCCCGCGAGGCUGCCUCACGACCAAGUCCUUCCGGCCGUCAACGCGAGGGAUGGACGUGCAUCAAGCGGGCGCGCUGCGCCGCCUCGUCUGGAGCAAGUGCGGCAUCGCUUCGCGGCCUCCUUCCGCACCGCUCCGCGUGCGCGUCCUCGACCGGCCUCGCAGCGGAGGAGGGUCAAAGAACCAGUGCCGGCUGCCCGGUCCGCACGCGGGAGGACGCCGCCUCUCCAACGCAACCGUCGCCGCCCUGCGGUCGCAGCUUCCCGUCGCUCUGCUCUCGGCGGGCGUGGCUGACGCUCCCCUCGAGGCGCGCAGGUUCGGCGAGGCGGAUGUGCUCAUCUCACCGCACGGCGCCCACCUGGUCCACAUCCCGCAACUCUCGCCCGCCGCCGUCUUCGUCGAGGUGACGCCGUGGGCGGCCGCCUGGCUCGGCCCCUUCGCCUCGGUUGCGGCCUCCAUUCGCCUGCGCAGGCUGCAGCUCUGCAGCCUGCGGCCGCCAGGCGAGAGGAGCGGGCUCGCCGAGGCGCAGUGCGGCAGAGACCAAAGGCGCGACGUGGGCUGUCUCUACAACGCGAUGAACUGCUACGAGCAGGAGGUCGUGUCACGAAAUGGCACGUCGCCGUGUGCGAAAGGGCAGGGCCGCUGCCGGUGCAUCGGGCCAGCGCUGCGCCAGGCGGUGGCGUGGGCCAAGGAGGCCAGGGUGGCGUUGGGCGCUGCGGGGAUUGCUGAGCAGCGCACGAGCGGCCGGCCGCUGCCGCGCCGCUCUGCCCUUGCUCGACCGUGGGUUAGGUCGUCCUGA
Messenger RNA from Emiliania huxleyi CCMP1516, 1242 nucleotides. RefSeq lists its product as hypothetical. NCBI's taxonomy places the organism in Eukaryota, Haptophyta, Isochrysidales, Noelaerhabdaceae. The transcript has 3 exons. The record is from RefSeq and is a predicted model, not a curated record. Bases 1 to 1242 code for a protein of 413 amino acids.